CUAGUAUGACUGGUAGUUACUACUAUUCAAUAUUGCCUCGAUGAGUCAUCAAGCUGCGUCUUUUCACUUCUGCCUCUAUCCAAGUCUUCUUCUUCAGCUCUCCUUUCUGCAUUGAUACCUCUUUCUUGUCUUGUCUUUGUUUCGUUUGCUAUUAUUUUCUAUUCUUCUAUUUUCUGUCAUUCUGUCAUUCUGUCAUUCUUCUUUUCUGUCAUUCUGUUGCGAGCAUUUCUGUUCUUGAUCUACUGAUCUAAAAUGACCAUCAUUGAAACAACGACAUAUUCAAAAUGCAGAUUAAAAGCAAGUCCAGACCUGGACCAUGGCGAAGACAACAACCUCUCGCUUUCCACCUCAGUGAACGCCAAUGUCCUCCUGUUGAACAUCUGCUCCAACGGCACCCUCAGCCGCCACGGCUUCUACGCCAAAGUGUCGUCCAUCAUCGUCGACGCAAGCAUCCCCGUCUCGUUAUUCCUGACCUCUGACCGCCGGAUCUCCAUUGCAGUGGACGCAAGGCAGGUGACGACAGAUCCAGACCUCACGAUCGUCCAGAAGAGACUGUCGGACUACGGCGUCGUCACGGUCUCGGACCAUCUGGCGAUUCUGUCCAUCACCCUUCCUUCCACAGGUGCGGGGGGGGACCGGUCUGCUUUCCGGAUCGUGUCGGCCUUGUCUGCCUGUGGGAUUGAGAGCGAGAUGGUUUCUUACGGAGCCACGCAACCUACCAUAUCGUGUAUGCUUCGGAAAGAAGAUGUUUCGCGUGCCUUGGAGACACUAAAUAGUGUGUCUAUGUAAUAUAUGAUAAUGAUUAUAGAUCCUUGUUUAUUACCAUGUUACUAUUAGCAUACUGCCAUAUUUAUGGCUACUGCUACUUCCUCGCAUCAUGCCCCCAGUUCUUCAGCGACUUGUAACUUUUACUGUUCACGUCUUCUUUGGCCUUUUCCUCCUGCGCCAGAUGGCGUUUGCAGUACGCCACCACCCGGCGCAUAUGGUCGAUAUCUUCAUCUUCGUAGCUCGAAGGGUCCUUCGAGGGAUUCUUUUCCAGAAUGUCGACUAUCUUGCGGCCACUCUCAUGACCGAUGCUUUCGCCAGACUCGUUGCGCCAGCCGGACGACUGGGACUGUUCUUCCUUCAG
Penicilliopsis zonata CBS 506.65 is the source of this 1129-nucleotide messenger RNA. RefSeq lists its product as hypothetical. The transcript is spliced from 3 exons. The coding region runs from base 253 to 789 and encodes 178 amino acids. The record is from RefSeq and is a predicted model, not a curated record. NCBI's taxonomy places the organism in Eukaryota, Fungi, Ascomycota, Eurotiomycetes, Eurotiales, Aspergillaceae.